UCUGAAAUUUAGAAGUACAAAAUACAGUCGUUGUUGAUUUUCUAAUGCUCAUUAUUAUAUAGGAUAACAUUAAAUAGACAAAGACAACAAAAAAAUGACAACGAUGCAGCAUCCACGCUAUUUUGAAAACACAAUGAGUGAGCAGGAAAACACACAAGAAAUAGCUGAAGGACAAAGAGAAUACGUUCCUGUGUUGCUGCAGAUAAUAAAUAAAAAUUGUCCUCCACUUGCAGAAAAUUGUGAGGGAGCUGUUUAUGUUGGAGGGGCGGGUAUUGCAUAUGCAUUUUAUCAUGUUGCACAAAGUGGUUUGUUUGAAGAUAAGAGGGAGCAUUUCUUGAAUAUUGCUGAAAAAUACAUAAAGACAAGUUUGCGUGAGAUCUCACUUAACGAUCCUGGUCAUAAUGGAAUAGGGGCCUCUUUGUUGCUUGGUCAUGCUGGUAUUUAUCUCGUCGCCAGUUUGAUAUAUGAAGCGUUAGGCUUACACAAUCUAAGAAACGAAAAUGUACAAGGAUUCUUCAACAUGCACAAGUACUGUAUACCAAUUAACUUCUUUCCGCAUGGUUCUGAUGAAAUCUUUGUGGGACGUGCUGGCUAUCUAGCAGCUUGUUAUAUGAUUAAUAAAAGAUUUGGCAGAGCAAUAGUCACAAGCGAUAUCACACUACCUUUGUGUAAUACUAUCAUUGAAAGUGGUCGACGAACGUCGAACCGUUAUAAUCAUGAAUCACCGCUGAUGUACAUGUACUACGAUAAACCAUAUUUAGGUGCUGGCCAUGGCAUGUCAGCCAUUCUUUUGAUGCUGCUAAAUUUCCCGACGUGUUAUUCUUUAAAACCUGAUGUCGAAGAAGACAUUAAACUUUCAGUAGAUUUCGUUUUAAAAUGUGAAGAGAACGAUGGGAAUUACCCACCCAUUCCAGGUGAUGCAAGAGAUGAUUGGAAUACAUUAGUUCAUUGGUGUCACGGUGCUACUGGUGUUAUGUAUUUAAUGGCGAAAUCUUAUAUGGUAUGGAAAGAGGAAAAAUAUCUUCAAGCUACUUUGAGAUGCGGCGAUUUGUUAUGGAAAAAAGGAUUGCUUAGGAAAGGACCUGGCAUUUGCCAUGGAAUUGCAGGUAGCGGAUAUGCGUUUCUUCUACUUUAUCGAUUAACACACGAUGAAAAACAUUUACGAAGAGCUCGACAAUUUGCCGCAUUUAUGCAAACGGAAGAAUUCAAAGCUAAUUCUCGCGUUCCAGAUGCACCAUACAGUCUGUUUGAAGGUAUAGCUGGUACAGCAUGCUUCUUAUCAGACCUAAUAAGUCCAGAUGAUGGCUAUCCAGGCGUGUUUCCGUUUAUGGAUAUAUUCUAGAAGCAGUGUGUUGGGACAUGUUGCAAAACUUUGGUGGUUGUGUAUUUGUUUUUUAUAGAAUUCCAAGACAUUGGUGAACAUGAUUAGAAACUUAUAGUUGUUGUUUUAUUUAUUUUUAAUCUUGUACAUCUUAUAUAUUUUUCUUUUUUAGUAAAUAUUUUUAUUUUUAGUAAAAAAAAUAUAAUUUAAUAUAAGAAGCUGUCGCAAAUUUUUGAUUUAAAUCGAAACCCACGAUGCCAUUUUUUUCCUUUUUAUAUAUCUAAAAGCUAUUGUUUUGAAUCACUAUCUUCCGCCUUUGGAGAAAGUAACAGACAACGUUACCUCGGCAAGUUGUGAAAAUUUAACAAUUGCACACUUAGGUGGUCAAUAACUCUAGCAUGUUAAUAUGAUCUUGAUAUCUAAUGUUUACUCGUGGUUGAAGCUUUUUGGGAAAGAAGAUUAUAAACAAUGGCUUACAGACGCGUAUGAGCAAAGAAAGAUUGUAAUAUUACAGUUGGAUUUUAUGAAAUGCAACUAUGAAAAAAUGUCUUAUAAAGGUUUAAUUUUUAUAUUGAUUGAUAUCAGAUUUGUUACAUCGUGUUCAAACUAGUUUAUUUUCUAUCCUUUUUUAAACAUUCUUGUAUUUCAAACUAGAAACUUUUUAUUUUACGAUUUAUUAUCCAUGCAGAAUUUCUAUUAAAUUAA
Hydractinia symbiolongicarpus is the source of this 2026-nucleotide messenger RNA. Its product is annotated as lanC-like protein 3. The coding region runs from base 95 to 1342 and encodes 415 amino acids. NCBI's taxonomy places the organism in Eukaryota, Metazoa, Cnidaria, Hydrozoa, Anthoathecata, Hydractiniidae. Gene Ontology annotation, biological process: peptide modification; carbohydrate metabolic process. Gene Ontology annotation, cellular component: plasma membrane. The record is from RefSeq and is a predicted model, not a curated record. The transcript is spliced from 6 exons.